AUCGGACAUAGCAUCUGAACUGUUCUCCGAGAGCCAGUGUGUCGCGAGCAGACCAUCUGACACGGUCUACAGUCCGGUAGUCUAAUUAGGCGUGUGAUUGGUGCCGGUCAACAGGAGACUCUUAAGUGAAUUGUUGUGUUGCAGCCGCCUCUUGAAUAACAAUUACAACUGUUGUGUAACUCGUGAGUUACCGUUAAAACUGUUUCGUGUCUGUGUGUGUGUGUGUGUACAUUUUUUUAGUUGAAUACAAAUUAAUAAUAAUAACUUUGACAUUAAAAACCGUUCGGAAAAGUGAUUUUAGGCUAGUUGAAAUCACUUAAAUCACAUACCUUUUUUGAUAAUACAAUUAAGAAUUUUGAACCCAAUCUUGACUUGUGUACAUUGUAAAUAUAGUCAGUGUAAGUUAUUCCUGAAAAUAAUAGUUAAUUAUAAAAAUAAAAAAACCUCUAGCUCUACUUAAAAAAGCUGAAUCAAGUUUGUAGAAUUGCUGGAGGAUCACCGACGCUUUUGGUAUGAAGAUGCAUGAAAGACUGGAACCUGUUGUGUCGGAAUGUGGUGACGAGUGGAAGAUUCAGUGGUCUACGGAUGGAACUCGUAAAAACACAAAACGGAAUAAAGUCCGUAGAAGUAAAAGUCUGCCUCAAGAGGUUGUAGGGUUCCCUCCAAACAGACACGGACACAGGCCCCAGCGGUGCGCGACCAGCCCAGAGCUCUCGGGCAACUCAUCCAGCGGCAGACAAGUGAAACACAUCUUGAAGUUCGUCACCAAGUUGGGUAGUCUGAGGGCGAGGAGGGCAGACAACGUGUUUUCUACCAGGCGUCUGCAGUUUACCGACGAGCUCCGUGGAGGCUGCCGCGUAGAGAGGUGUUACAUCAUAUCUGCGACUUGGAGGGCGGAGUGGGUGUUUGGUCCUGAGUAUUCGGAGAGUGGAGGCGGGCUGUGCGGUGAGGGUGAAGUGCGGUCAGCAGUGGGAGGCGGCAGUGUGCGGAUACAUCACCUCACAGGUGUCUCUCCUGAGGGUCUGUCCCGCUUCCCCAAGCUGGAGGAGUGUGCACACUUCCACUACGAGCAUGUCGAGCUAGGACCUAUCCAGGUGUCGGUGUGCGACGAGGAGUCACUUCGAGCAGCCUCGGAGACAGACAAGGCAGUGACAGUCCGUGUGACCAGCGGGGCUCAGACAUGGCUGUUGCGGCGGACCUACGACAACUUCCGCAUGCUGGACCAGCAGCUCCACCGCUGUAUCUACGACCGCAAGUUCAGCAAUCUGGUCGAACUUCCCGAGGCACCGCCGGACUCACAGGUACAGUAUAACGUCUGUCUAUCUCUCACUCACAUACGAGAUCGCAACUUCCGCAUGCUGGACCAGCAGCUCCACCGCUGUAUCUACGACCGCAAGUUCAGCAAUCUGGUCGAACUUCCCGAGGCACCGCCGGACUCACAGGUACAGUAUAACGUCUGUCUAUCUCUCACUCACAUACGAGAUCGCAACUUCCGCAUGCUGGACCAGCAGCUCCACCGCUGUAUCUACGACCGCAAGUUCAGCAAUCUGGUCGAACUUCCCGAGGCACCGCCGGACUCACAGGUACAGUAUAACGUCUGUCUAUCUCUCACUCACAUACGAGAUCGCAACUUCCGCAUGCUGGACCAGCAGCUCCACCGCUGUAUCUACGACCGCAAGUUCAGCAAUCUGGUCGAACUUCCCGAGGCACCGCCGGACUCACAGGUACAGUAUAACGUCUGUCUAUCUCUCACUCACAUACGAGAUCGCAACUUCCGCAUGCUGGACCAGCAGCUCCACCGCUGUAUCUACGACCGCAAGUUCAGCAAUCUGGUCGAACUUCCCGAGGCACCGCCGGACUCACAGGUACAGUAUAACGUCUGUCUAUCUCUCACUCACAUACGAGAUCGCAACUUCCGCAUGCUGGACCAGCAGCUCCACCGCUGUAUCUACGACCGCAAGUUCAGCAAUCUGGUCGAACUUCCCGAGGCACCGCCGGACUCACAGGUACAGUAUAACGUCUGUCUAUCUCUCACUCACAUACGAGAUCGCAACUUCCGCAUGCUGGACCAGCAGCUCCACCGCUGUAUCUACGACUGCAAGUUCAGCAAUCUGGUCGAACUUCCCGAGGCACCGCCGGAAUCACAGGUACAGUAUAACGUCUGUCUAUCUCUCACUCACAUACGAGAUCGCAACUUCCGCAUGCUGGACCAGCAGCUCCACCGCUGUAUCUACGACCGCAAGUUCAGCAAUCUGGUCGAACUUCCCGAGGCACCGCCGGACUCACAGGUACAGUAUAACGUCUGUCUAUCUCUCACUCACAUACGAGAUCGCAACUUCCGCAUGCUGGACCAGCAGCUCCACCACUGUAUCUACGACCGCAAGUUCAGCAAUCUGGUCGAACUUCCCGAGGCACCGCCGGACUCACAGGUACAGUAUAACGUCUGUCUAUCUCUCACUCACAUACGAGAUCGCAACUUCCGCAUGCUGGACCAGCAGCUCCACCGCUGUAUCUACGACCGCAAGUUCAGCAAUCUGGUCGAACUUCCCGAGGCACCGCCGGACUCACAGGUACAGUAUAACGUCUGUCUAUCUCUCACUCACAUACGAGAUCGCAACUUCCGCAUGCUGGACCAGCAGCUCCACCGCUGUAUCUACGACUGCAAGUUCAGCAAUCUGGUCGAACUUCCCGAGGCACCGCCGGACUCACAGGUACAGUAUAACGUCUGUCUAUCUCUCACUCACAUACGAGAUCGCAACUUCCGCAUGCUGGACCAGCAGCUCCACCGCUGUAUCUACGACUGCAAGUUCAGCAAUCUGGUCGAACUUCCCGAGGCACCGCCGGAUUCACAGGUACAGUAUAACGUCUGUCUAUCUCUCACUCACAUACGAGAUCGCAACUUCCGCAUGCUGGACCAGCAGCUCCACCACUGUAUCUACGACCGCAAGUUCAGCAAUCUGGUCGAACUUCCCGAGGCACCGCCGGACUCACAGGAAAACGUGGAGAAGUUGUUGUCUUCAUAUGUGAACCGACUGUCUACAAUCGCGGGCAGCCUGAUGAACUGUGGGCCGGUGCUGAGUUGGCUGGAGUUGGAUAAUCGUGGUCGCCGUCUGCUGGUCACAGAAGGUGACAACUGUCCGAUCAACACGCCUGCUGUUGCUGCUGCUUACAGUAUCAAGAAGUAUACUGCAGUUGCUGCCGACGAGAUAUCCUUCGAUAUCGGAGACAUGAUCUCGGUGAUAGACAUGCCACCCCCGGAAGAAAGUGCAUGGUGGAGGGGCAAGCGGGGAUUUCUUGUGGGAUUUUUCCCAUCACACUGUGUCGCUGUCAUCACAGACAAACUGCCUCGCAACCUCAAUCUCCACCAGUCCCUCACACUCUCCGGCCCCACCAAGCCUGUCCUCAGGAAGCACGGUAAGCUGAUAGCAUUCUUCAGAGCCUUCAUUCUUUCUCGACCGAGCCGACGCAGACUGAAGCAGUCUGGGAUACUGAGGGAGCGGGUGUUCGGCUGUGACCUGGGCGAACACUUGCUCAACAGUGGACACGACAUUCCAAUGGUGCUGAAGUGCUGUUCAGAGUUUAUUGAGAGUCACGGCAUGGUGGACGGCAUCUACCGGCUGUCUGGAGUCACGUCCAACAUCCAGAAGCUCAGAAGGACAUUUGAUGAGGAUCGGGUGCCAGCACUGUAUGAAGAUGAGGCCAUCCUGCAGGACAUUCAUAGCGUGGCAUCGCUGCUGAAGAUGUAUUUUCGAGAGCUGCCCAACCCCCUCUGUACCUACCAGCUGUACGAUGCCUUCGUGUCAGCUGUGCAGGCUGACCGAGCCACCGAUGACAGACUACUGCACAUGAGAGCGGCCGUGGAGAAACUGCCCCCUCCCCACUACAGGACACUGGAAUACCUGAUGCGGCACCUGGCUCGUGUCUCAGAGAAAGGUCAGCAGACAGGUAUGACUGCGAGGAACAUCGCAAUCGUGUGGGCACCGAACCUCCUGCGAUGUAAAGAGCUGGAGGUGGGCGGGGUGGCAGCCCUGCAGGGUGUAGGGGUGCAGGCAGUUGUCACAGAGUUCCUCAUCGUGUAUGCGGACCUUAUAUUCUGUACGGCACCGCUUCCACUGGCCGCCUCUUUGCCAUCUCAAGUUACUCCCAAGCGAGUGAGGCCCAAGUCCCUGGCUAUCUCCACACCUACCAAGCUGCUGUCCCUGGAGGAGGCUCAGAGCAGAGCCUUGGCAGCAGGCAAGCCUGACCAGGACUACAUAGAAGUUGGGGGAGGACCGUCUUGCUUGCCGGCCAAGUACCACACUGUGAUAGAGCUGCCUCGCAAGCGAGCGGGUGCCAAGCGAUCUCCCCUCGGCUGGAAGUCUUUCUUCAGCAAGUCCAGUCGUCACAGCGGCUCCAUCUCGGGCCACAAGAGCAGAGCUCAGGUGGCUGAGCAACGCAAGACUUCCAUACCAUCAGACAUGGUCUUUGGUCAUGAGAAGGCACUGACAGAAUCGGACCUGACAAGUGGGCGGCGACGACUGCGGCCGGUGAAGUCUGCAGAGUCACUGGCGUCGGGGCAGAGCUCCGCACGAUCUUCUGGCUGCCUGGAGCCACCCUCCCCACCAGCACCCCCGCACACAGUUCCCCCUGGCCACAACCGCAGUGUCAGCCACGACUCCUACUUCGACACUCUGGCUGAUAACACUCGGCCCACCAUCACUGCCACUGGGAGUGCUGCUCUGCUGCCUGAAGAGGAUGAAGAGGGUCUGUCUCUUUCCCUAGACCUCAGCGAGCUGCAGGUCAACUUUGACCUCGAGGAGUCCGAGAUGAGGAUAUUCUCAGAGGACGAGACCAACCAGCUGUUCAGCAGUCACAACAGUCUCGACAAUCAGGUCGGAAAGAGACAACCACUACUAGCCCGAGCUGAGGACUCAUCAGCCGAUCCGUCGCCCAAGAAACACAAAACUGGGAACAACUCGUCCACCAACCGCAGUAAGCGAUCCAGACUGGAGGAGAGAUUGUCAAACGCAGAACUGAGAUACAUUGAUAGUGGCUCUCCCGAUCAGGUCUACGCGCGCGUGGACGUGCAUGGAGAGGAUUCUCGCAGCCCCUCACUGGCCGAGGCUACUGUCUCGGAGAACGAGAGUCUCACUCUGUCAGGUCUGACCACCCCAGACACCCCCACCCCUCGUCCCCACUACACCCCCCUCACCGAGGACAGUCUCAGCGAGGUCACCACCCCUGAAUACCGCAAGCUCACCCCUUCCCCCUCUCACGGCUACGAGAACCUGCCGCGUGAUCGCCUCAGCUUUCCCAACGAAAGAAUCCGGCCUCGUUACGAGAAUGUUGCUCGCGACCGACUGAGCUUCCAAGGUGUUCUGAAAAAUGGAGAUCUGGGCCUGUGCGAAAAGCAGUACACACAAGCCAACAACGAGAUCCAAUAUGAAAAUCUCAAUGGAGAGAAUUUCACUAGGAUCGAUUGCAACAUGGCCACCGAAAUUAUGGAUGCCGUCAUGUCAGACUCAAAGAUGAAAGAAGAAGAAGAAGUGAAGUAUGAGGAAAUUAAAGAGAGUUCUAUUUAUGAGUCUGUGGAUAAUGAAAAGAAAGAAAUGAAUUUUUACGAGAAUGUAUCGACACCUUUAGAAGAUGAUUCAGAAAUUUAUGAGCCGGUGAUGAGGAAAGACUUGAACUUGAGUUACGAGGAAAUUUCUGCCCAAGAAUGUUUGAUAAGUGAACGCCUGCAGUGCGGUGGGAUCAGCUCAUCGGGUUCUCUGAUCAGCCCUGUAGAGGUGAACAAAGAGAACGAAUACGAGUGUCUGGUCAUAGACUCCAGCCCUGAGGACUCUAAGCACCCUGACUCCAACCACAACCUCCCCCACUCCCUCCCUCCAACCACCGCAAAUCCAGAAGAAAAUUUCUACGAAGAUGUUCAGGUCAGUUGGUUAUGUGAUAAGCUUGACACAUUAAACGGAAGGCAGAUAGAAGACUUGGCCUUGAAAUUCCAUUGUUCAUCAUACGAUACCAGAAUCUGUUUAUCUCUGGCAUUCCAUUUAAGUAACUCAUUGUGUUAUGAAGUCCAGACGGUGUCGUUGGCCGACUCACUGGUCUACCAACAGGUGAAGUACCUUCAGCGAUCAGUGCACGAGAUCAACCAACUUCUGGAGGAGUCCAUGGAGCCGUUCACAGGAGAAGAUGUGUCGUCACUGGAGGAGGAGGAGACUGCUCUUGUGAGCCCCAUGAACAACGAGACACCGGAGGGAAUCAACCCAGUCUCAGAUAGCAUCGGAGUUUCCUCAGUGAACAUCGUAUCUUCUGGGCUUGAUCAGACCACCUCCUUCUCCAGGAAGUUUGAGGAGGCCAGGCUGGAGUCGUCAGAGAGCUUUAACACCCCUACCGUCCAAACGGAGAGUGUAACAUCGGUCUCUGUCAGCCCAUUUUUGGAGACAAAUAACAUCGUCUCGACUAAUGGGAGUGACAAAGACCUCCUCUAUGAAAAUUCCACAAUGGACGAUGUUGAGGCGAUAUCUACAAGCUAUGAGGAACCAGGUCGUAGUGUUGAAAUGCUCUAUGACAACACCAACUCCAAGUCGCCAGAAUCGCUCAGAGAAGAUCGUGUGCAGAGUAUAGAAAUGAUCUAUGACAACUCACCGACUAAAUCUGCUCAGGAUCUUCUCUUGGAGGAGCAAGCGAGGAAUGUGGAAAUGGUCUUUGAGGACUCCAGUUCCAAAUUGAUCCGAGGCUCCUCACAAGAUGUCAGAAGAAGUGUAGAAAUGCAGUUUGAAGAUUCUAACUCUAAGUCUAAAGACUCCCUCAAUGAAGAACAAGGACCGAGUGUGGAAAUGUUCUGUGACAACACCAACUCGCAAUCUCUGCAAGAAUCACUCGAGGGCCAUGAAAAAAUUGAAUCGCUCAAGCUGGAGAACAGUUCCACUAGUGACAGAGACACUGACAAGCAGAUCAACUGUCGCCUUAGUGAGAUGGACAGCAUGGAGACGUCAAGAGAGUCGCCUUCGCAGAGAGCUGGUCAAAGUCUGGACGAGAACAAACGCAAGUUUGAAUCAGAGAUUGGGAGAGACAUCGUAAGAGAGCGGAAGAUGAGACAAGAGUUGGAGGCUAAUUCCAGUAGUACUACAGGACACUCAACCUCUAGUGGACGUAACGUUCAAGAGCUGAUGUCGAGAUUUGAGUGGUCUCGUAGCGACAAGGAUUCUCUCCCUCCGUGUCUGAAGGCAAAAUUGAGUCGUCAAAACAGCAAGGACAAUACGCCCACUCUCACCACUUCACUGGACGCUUCCAGCUUCCCCUCCGAUAACCCACCUCUGACUCGAGUCAAGACCUCUCCUGACCUCAACCAGAACCAGGACCAGGCAGCACAAAAACCAGAUAACAUAGACUCCAUGGACUCUGAGGCAAUCCGGCGGGAACGAAUCGAGAAGUACAAGGAAGAGCGAAGAACGUUUCUGAGGAAGAAAUAUAGGACCGACAGCUUCAACAAUAAUGACGACAAGGAUGAAGAGAUGAUCCGAAGACUAAAAGCAAAAGCAAAUGUCCGAGCCACAGAGAAUGCAGAGGAGAUUAUGACUUCAGGGGGAGGAGAUUCUUUAGAAAGCAUGGAGUGGACCACCCGACGAUCGCCUUCUCGGAAACGAGAAGGUUCGGAAUCCAGCAACGAGCAGAUGGCUAGAGAGAAGGAACUCGAGAGUAGACUUUCCGAUCAGAAAAAUGAUAAACCAAUGAAAAAGUCACCAAGUAAAACGCUCGUGAGUAUUUCUUACUCUCCGACUAAAACGAAAGCACCGGGGUGGGAAGUGGCUUCUUCAAAAAGCAGUCAAUCCGAAAUUGAAAGGAUACCUGAUAGAAUAGUAUUUAGUGGGUCAGUUAGUUUAAGUUCAAAUUCAGAUAGUUUAAGAGACAGUAGAAACACCGGUGGUGACAAACCGAGGCAAAGGCCUGAUGACCUCAACCUGACCGGGAUAUCAACUUUGAAGAAAAAAGAUGAGAAUCUCUCACCGAAAGUGCUCGGCAAGACAGAGAGAAGGACUUGGCGUGCAGAAAAUAAUAUUCAAGAAGGCGUUGUGUGCAAGUCACCUGACGAGAGCCUAGUCCAACGAAGGGUCAGCCAACUGUCCUCGUCUUCGGGGUCAACGGAGGUCAUCAAGGGUGAGAGGAGGACUUCCUUGACAGAUCUUGUCAAACCACCAAGCACAAUUCGUCAAAGAGCGAACAGUGGGAGUUCCAAGUCACCGUCUUAUUGUAUCCGAGACAUGGCGGCCAUGUUUGAAAACAGGGACAUCAAGUAACGUUUCAGCACAGAGUAUACAUUCAGCUUUAAACCUUUCUCACCUUGUAACAUAACAGUAAAUAAAUAAUAUUAUUAGAGAAUCUAAACAGUAUAGUUCUUUGUUAACUGCUAUCACUACUAUUAUAUGAAAUAUUUGAAUCUCUUUUAAAGACUGCUGUAAGCUUAAUUGUUUGAAUAUAUAAGAUUUUAUACCAUCAUGAAUAUCAAUAAUCAAAUAAGUGUUUAAUUUUAACUAUAGUAAAUUAAUGAAAUAAUUUUGACGAAUCUGUAGAAAUUGAAGUGUACGCAUAAAACAUGUUUAAAAAAUUAAAUUUAAAUAGAGUUUAAAUUCAUUAAUUAACUAAAUUAGCAAUGUACAUGUGUUGUAUUCUAAUAAACUUUUCAUGUAUGCUAUAUAAGGCUGUUUCAUUAGGAUACAUUGUUCUUUUUUAUUAGAAAAGUUAGUUAUAUUUUCUGAGUAAUUUAAUCAUUUUAAACUUUUUAUUAGGAAAUUAAUCUAAAUAUUUAUUUAGAACGAAACCUAGUUUCUUUCAGUUACAUUAAUUGAAGUACAUUUUUAUGUUUUAAUCUGAAGUUACUCAAAUAACUAAACACCAACAACUUACCUGUGAACUGCUGUUCUAUUUUUAUAAAUUAAAUUUAUUGACAAUGUGUGUUUCAAUCUUUGUUAAGUUCCAUAAAAUUAUUGGAAAGUAUGAUAUUAUUGUGCUGUAUCGAAAUUAAAACUGUUUGUUUGUGAAAAUUUAACAUUUAUUUUCUCAUCUUAAAAUUCACUAUAAUAUUUUGAUAAAACAAAUACAUUCAAGAUAGAAUAUUUUGACAAAUUUACUUCUUAUUUGUGUUCUUUAGAUCUUUAAAGUUGGAUUGCUUUAGAAUUUCUUAAGGUUUUUUUGUAUUAAUUCUUAUUACUUUUUAAAUUAAUAAUUUUCUAGUCGUCUUGAUAUCCUUUUGGAACAUUUACCAGAUAAUUGUACAACUUGUUAAAAUCAAUUUAAUUUGUAAGACCUGACACACAUUGUUACUGCACAAAAUAGUUGCUCCAAGUGUUUUCUGACAAAAGACAAUCAAAUUUCGACCAAUUCUUUAAAACAAAUUUCGAUUUAUAUUAAUACAGAAAAUGGUCAGUGUCUAUGAAAUAUCUCUCCUCAGAUAAUGUAUUGGUGUUUAUGCUUCUCUUCAUAACCUAAUAACUAAUUAAUUUUUUUUCCAUGUCACUAAAUUUAAAAAUAAAUUCCUGGAUGCAGAUUUUUAUUUCUUUAUGCGAUUUUUUUCAAAUGUUUUUAGCUUUUGAGUGUAAAUCAAAAUCAAAAUUUUAACUUUGUUUUCAAUAUAUUUGUAUAGCUUUUUUGUAAUUGCUAGAUCAGUUAUGGAGUUAUGGAUAUAUAUUGCUAACAAAUUAAAACAUUACAAAUUAAUCAGGAAGUUUAUGAAAAAAAUGUAAAGAUAUUGCAUUUAUAUCCUCUUUUACUUAGACGACACAUGACAGCUUUCAAUCAGAUCUAUGCACUCACUUGAGCCUUAACUAACUUGAGGUUGCUAACUAUCACUUUACAAUAGUUACAGCUUUGAUCCGAACCUCCAAAAUAUUGCUAUUAUUAAGUUAAACAUUUGAAAUAUUGUAUCAACUAAUUUAUUUUACAAUGCUGUAUUCUGUGUAAAAGCGUGCAAGUGUAUAAUAUUUAGAUAACAAUUUAAAUAAAUACAGCAUUAGAAAAUGAAUGUAUCCAGUUUAAUGAGACUGCAUCCAGGAAAAUUAGUUAUUUAAGGCCUAUUAUAUUGUCUUGUUACUUAAGAAAAGAAGCCAGUGCAAGCUUGGUUAUAUAAAUAAAUUAUUAUCAGUGUUAAAUAACGAGGUAGUGUAGUUCUGCCUGCUUACAUUGUACCAUAUAAAUAUAGAGUGCCUAAUAGAUUAGCAAUGCUGUAGGCCCCUCUGUAAGUGAAAUUGUACCAACAUUUAUGUGUAAUCAUUAAUUAUAUUCUUCAUCAUAUGCCAAAUUCUGUCUACUUAGAAUAAGACUAGACAAAUAUAAUAGAAUCUAAAAUGUUAAGUUACAACUAUUAUUUAAAAUAUUUUAAUACAAUUUAAAAUGUAUAAAAUCUGUUUUGUUGAAAAGUUUUAUUUAUAAUUUAUAAUGUUUUAAACACCAAUCAAUGUCGGUGGUUAUUUCAUUUUCUGUAGCUCUUUCUUAAAGUAUAGAAAUUGCUCUAAGUAUUGGAUUUCAGUUUAGAUUUUAAAUUCAAAUAAUUUGUAUACAGAUUUAAUAUGGCAUAAUUUGAUGUGUCAAAUUUAUCCUGCGGAAUAUUCAUUUUAAAAAUAACGUAAGAAUAUUAAUAAAAGAUAUGAAAUUAUAUUAUUUUAUUUAUAAAUAAGUUGUAACAGACAAUUAAAUGAGAAGUUACUUAUUCAUCUUAAUUUGUCUUGACUUAUUUCAAAUCAUAAAUAAAUUUUCAAUUUUGAAAAUUGAAAUAAAAUAUUUUAAUAUUUCUUUUAGGUUUUUCUUAGUGUACGUUAAUUUAUUUGAUAUAUUUUCACAGUCUGAAGUUUUAUGAAAACUUUGACUGUACAAAUGAAACUUGAGCACAAUUAAUUGUGUUGAUUGGUUAAUGUAAGAUUGUAUAAAGUGUGAUAGCUUGUUGUUAAGGCUGUUAAAUGGAGAUUUUUGGAGAUUUUGUUAGUAUCGGGACCCAAAGAGAAUAUUUACAACUGUACAUAUAAAUUUAUGUAUUAACUUAGUUAGGAUAUAUCUGUGUUAAGGUUUUGUAUAUAAAUACUUAAAAAUUCGUAUAUGUGUUGCUCACCUUUGUAUAUUUAGAUUUUUGUGUUCUGUUGUUUGUAAAUUAUCGAAUGAACCAUUCAGAUUUUUGUUAUUGUUGCUAAUACUGUAAUGCGGUUUCAUUUAGUUUGUAAUUUUGUAAAAUGAACUAGUCAGUAAUAAUAUAUUACCCAGGAUAAUGUUUUUAAUAGUUAUUAUAUAAACACUAUACGAGUACUUGGAGCUUUACACUCCUGUGUUCUUUUUAUUUUCAUUAAAGCUUAUCAUCUGUAUGGAUAUGAAAUAUAUUAUAUGAUCGUUCUGACAAUAAGAUCUAAUCAUUUUUAAUGUGUAUUGACUGUUGCUACUUUUGUUCAAUAUGUUAUUGAAUCUGUUUGGUUCUUACCUAUCUACUUUGAUUACAUUUGUAAUUUGAAACCAUUAGAUAUAGUACCUGCUUAUUUGAAUUGUUUGUAUGAUUGUAUUUGUAUUAUAUGUAUUAGUAAUUUUGUUAUCUAAUUUGAAAAUUGAAUCUAACUGGAAAUAUGUUUACAAUUUUUUUAACUACACUAUGUUGUUAAUAUUUAAGUAUUGUACACAGUGAAUAAAUAAUUCUUUCGAUAA
Molecule: messenger RNA, 11658 nt
Organism: Homalodisca vitripennis (glassy-winged sharpshooter)
Lineage: Eukaryota; Metazoa; Arthropoda; Insecta; Hemiptera; Cicadellidae
Gene: CdGAPr
Exons: 19
Coding region: 513-8279 (2588 amino acids)
Biological process (GO): small GTPase-mediated signal transduction
Molecular function (GO): protein binding; GTPase activator activity
Source: RefSeq, a predicted model, not a curated record